This is a messenger RNA of Striga hermonthica, 1347 nucleotides long. NCBI's taxonomy places the organism in Eukaryota, Viridiplantae, Streptophyta, Magnoliopsida, Lamiales, Orobanchaceae. The record is from the annotation of a GenBank genome assembly.
AUGCGUGAGAUCCUGCAUAUUCAGGGCGGCCAAUGCGGAAACCAAAUAGGCGCCAAGUUCUGGGAGGUCGUCUGCGCGGAGCACGGCAUAGACUCCACCGGGCGGUACAGCGGCGACAAUGACCUGCAGCUGGAGCGCGUCAACGUUUACUACAAUGAGGCGAGCUGCGGAAGGUUUGUUCCUCGCGCCGUGCUCAUGGAUUUGGAGCCCGGGACGAUGGACAGUGUCAGAUCCGGGCCGUACGGGCAGAUUUUCCGGCCGGACAACUUCGUCUUCGGGCAGUCCGGGGCCGGGAACAACUGGGCGAAGGGGCACUAUACGGAAGGGGCGGAGUUGAUAGAUUCGGUCCUCGAUGUCGUGAGGAAGGAGGCAGAGAACUGCGAUUGCCUGCAAGGUUUUCAAGUCUGCCACUCUUUGGGAGGUGGGACUGGAUCUGGCAUGGGAACUCUUCUGAUUUCUAAGAUCAGGGAAGAGUAUCCGGACCGCAUGAUGCUCACCUUCUCCGUCUUCCCGUCCCCUAAGGUUUCAGACACUGUUGUUGAGCCCUACAAUGCUACCCUGUCUGUUCACCAGCUUGUUGAGAAUGCCGAUGAGUGCAUGGUAUUGGACAAUGAAGCUCUCUACGACAUUUGCUUCCGGACCCUUAAGCUCACCACUCCUAGCUUUGGGGACCUAAACCACCUGAUCUCUGCCACCAUGAGUGGUGUCACCUGCUGCCUCCGCUUCCCGGGCCAGCUCAACUCCGACCUCCGGAAGCUCGCAGUCAACCUCAUCCCCUUCCCCCGCCUACACUUCUUCAUGGUUGGGUUUGCACCCCUCACAUCCCGUGGUUCUCAGCAGUACCGAGCCCUGACCGUUCCUGAGCUCACCCAGCAGAUGUGGGAUGCAAAGAACAUGAUGUGCGCUGCUGACCCCCGUCACGGCCGCUACCUGACUGCCUCUGCUAUGUUCCGGGGUAAGAUGAGCACCAAAGAGGUGGAUGAGCAGAUGAUCAACGUCCAGAACAAGAACUCGUCCUACUUUGUUGAGUGGAUUCCGAACAAUGUGAAGUCGACUGUGUGUGAUAUUCCCCCGACUGGGCUGAAGAUGGCAUCGACCUUCAUUGGGAACUCGACUUCCAUUCAGGAGAUGUUUAGGAGGGUGAGCGAGCAAUUUACAGCCAUGUUCAGGCGCAAGGCUUUCUUGCACUGGUACACUGGAGAAGGUAUGGAUGAGAUGGAGUUUACCGAGGCUGAGAGCAAUAUGAAUGAUUUGGUGUCUGAGUAUCAACAGUACCAGGAUGCGACUGCUGACGAGGAAGGAUAUGAGUAUGAGGAUGAGGAGGAUGAUAUUCAGGAGGAGGCUUGA